Messenger RNA from Rangifer tarandus platyrhynchus (Svalbard reindeer), 984 nucleotides. Lineage: Eukaryota; Metazoa; Chordata; Mammalia; Artiodactyla; Cervidae. The record is from the annotation of a GenBank genome assembly.
AUGGCGGCAGCGGCGGCCGGGGCUGGAGCAGGAGUGGCCCAAGAGAAGCAGUUCCCGCCGGUGCUGCUGAGCUUCUUCAUCUCCAACCCGCGCUUCAGGCCGCGCGAGGGAGAGGAGGAAAAUAAAAUUUUGUUUUAUUAUCCAAACGAAGUAGAAAAGAAUGAAAAGAUUAGAAACGUUGGAUUAUGUGAAGCUACUGUACAGUUUGCAAGGACCUUUAGUCCAUCAAAACCUGCAAAAUCUUUAUAUACACAGAAGAACAGACAGUUCUUCAACGAACCAGAAGAAAAUUUCUGGAUGGUCAUGGUUGUUCGGAAUCCUAUCAUUGAAAAGCAAAGUAAAGAGGGAAAACCAGUUGUUGAAUGCCUAGAGGAGGAGUUGCUGGACAAGGUUUACAGUUCGGUGCUCCAGCAGUGCUACAGCAUAUUCCCCCAAAUUUUUGUAAAUACAGACGACACUUAUGAAGCGCUGCACUUGAUUGUCUAUAAGGCGAUGAGUGCAGCUGUGUGCUUUAUGAUUGAUGCCUCCAUUCAGCCCACACUGGAUUUCUGCCGAAGACUGGACAGUGUUGUGGGGCCCCAGCUCACAGUGCUGGCAUCUGACAUCUGUGAGCAAUUUAACAUCAACAAGAGAAUAUCUGGGUCUGAAAAAGAACCCCAGUUUAAGUUUAUCUACUUCAACCACAUGAAUUUAGCAGAAGAAAGUACAAUUCACAUGAGGAAGACACCCAGCGUGUCACUCACAUCUGUCCAUCCGGAUCUAAUGAAGAUUCUGGGUGACAUCAAUAGUGAUUUCACAAGAGUGGACGAGGAUGAAGAAAUCAUGGUGAAAGCCAUGAGUGAUUACUGGGCUGUUGGGAAGAAGUCUGACCGGAGGAAGCUGUAUGUUAUUUUGAAUCAAAAAAAUGCAAACCUGAUUGAAGUCAAUGAAGAGGUCAAGAAGCUUUGUGCAACGCAAUUCAAUAAGAUAUUCUUCCUGCACUGA